AAUGGGAUUAAGAAUAGUUAGGAAAAUUUUAGUAUUUUUAAGUGUGAUUCAAAGUCUGUAUCUAUAAGCUACAUCUACAAUUGCACCCUCUUCAGAGCGCAUGCGCAGAUAAUUAGACAGCUUUGUGUUUAGCUAACUCUGAAAAUGGAGUUUUUUUUUUAUUUUUGGAUUUCUUAACAAAAUAUUUUGUGUGAAGACUGUUUUAAAAUAGUUCUUACGAAAAUAAAAAAUACUUGGGGGAAAUGUUUUUUAAAGAAAUCCCAUCAUCCCAGCAUUAGCUGCUAAUUAGGCCUGUUAUCUUCAGAGCGCAUGCGCAGCUCAUUACAGCUGAAGUACGAAUUUGAAAAUGCUGCGAGAAAUACGACAGGUAGUUUAAAUAUGCGGAAUUUAAACAUAAGUAAUUUACGUAUGUAAACACUGUUGUAAACCCGUCCUUAAAAUGUUUUUAAAACAAAUGUUUUUUUUUAAGUUAACUUUCAAGACAACUAUUAGCAUUAGCUUAUUGCUAACCUAGGAGUCUGUUCUUACCUUCAGGCGCUUCGGCUGAUUAUGCAAAUGAGCAGUCAAAGAAAGCAACGUGGUUUGAAGACCACGGGGGGGCUUUUGGUGUUUCUGUGGACUGACAGGGGGUCCUUUGCUCAAAGGUUAAACUGCACUGUUGCAGCAGCUGGGCCCUGGUGUGCUGGAGUUGAAAUGCAAGCACUUCAUCCUGAUUUGAAGAACAGCCUGUUUCCUUGUGUGUGGUCGUGUCCCGAGCUGGACCCCGAAGAGCUGAGUGCCUUUACAGAUCUGUACGGGCCUCUCAGGUUUCUACUGACUUUUCAGGCAAAAGAUGCAGGACAUUGCAUGUCGAAGUGGCAAGCUCACAUUGAGGCAUUUCUACGGGCUUUCAGUUUGACUAACGCAGGGAUAAAGGUCCAUCUCAAAUUCACAUUUGGUCAGCAGACCGUACAACAUGAACUCAGAGUCAAAAUCAAGAGUAAAGUUUCACCAACAGACCAGCUGCCUCUGAUCCUGGAUGUUGCCUGUUCUGCACAGCCUCCGUGGUGUGUCAGGAGAAGAGGCUGGUGUCAAGGAGGACAUCCUGUUGUUGGAGAAAGGUUGCCUCUCAGCAUCCCACCACAAGUCAUGGAUCAGGGCCUGUUUGGGGAGCUCAGUGUCCAGUUUGUUGCACUCCUGAGACCGUGUGUGCUGCAGUACCCCAACCUACUCACAGAGCUGACACGCAUACAAGUGCUAACAUACAGCCCCAGCAAUAUUCCUGUGCCAGGUCCAUUUAACUUCUUCAAAGGCCUUCCUGCUGCUCUGAACUGUCAGCAGUUAGGUCUGGACAGAAUCCACUGCGCCUCUUUUAAAGAUCUCACUCACAGCAGCAGCGUUGUGUACUCUGUGGAGCCAGAAAACUGGGAGGAUCCCGAUCCGGAACCAAGUCAUGUCCCUGUGCAGCAGAGUCUCCUACUCUUCCUCUUCUUACAUCAUAGUGACCCCUUCACCUCUGAGGUCAAUGAUACGAUUGCUGCAGAGAUGUUAAUAGAGCAUCACCUGGAGGAGAUUCUGAGCAACAACAGGCAGGCUGUCAGCGCAGCUCUGGAGGCAGAACUUUACAACACGCUGAAAGCACAAAAUCACAGGAAAAAGAAACAAGAAAAGCUGCAGUCGGCUGCAGAAGUGAUUCUCAGUUCCACCAUCAGUAUUGUGAGCAGCAGCAGCAACAUGGAUUUCAGAAAUGCCUGUUUGAACCGCAUGAAGGUGAAUGACACUCAUGAGUUGUCUGCCUCUCUCAGAGAGUCUCUGUGGAGGGUGACAUCAGGGAAAUUUCUUCACAGUGGCAAAUGCUUUUCUUCUGAGGUGGAAGAACAACCCAAGAGUAAUGAGUCUACCAGGGUGGAAAUCUGAAGAUGCCAAUGUUUUUUUUUCUUUCCUGACUGAAGGUGGUUCAGAGAUUAAAAUGUUUUUGCCCUGAAAAGGUUUAGUUUAUAUACUGUAACCCUUAUUUCAAUUGUACUGAUUAUAUAUAUAUUUAUAUAUGCACAACACAGUUCACACUGUAAAGAGUCUAAAUGGACACAUCUAAAUGAUAGAUUUGUGAAAAUUUUCUAAAUUGCUUUCUGUUUUCUGAAUAAACUAUUUAGUGUAUAAACAUAAUGUAUUUGUAAUAAAGAGUGUAACUGGUUUGAA
Molecule: messenger RNA, 2178 nt
Organism: Austrofundulus limnaeus
Lineage: Eukaryota; Metazoa; Chordata; Actinopteri; Cyprinodontiformes; Rivulidae
Gene: top6bl
Product: TOP6B like initiator of meiotic double strand breaks
Exons: 13
Coding region: 550-1896 (448 amino acids)
Biological process (GO): meiotic DNA double-strand break formation
Source: RefSeq, a predicted model, not a curated record